Messenger RNA from Nelumbo nucifera (sacred lotus), 3004 nucleotides. RefSeq lists its product as uncharacterized. Lineage: Eukaryota; Viridiplantae; Streptophyta; Magnoliopsida; Proteales; Nelumbonaceae. The record is from RefSeq and is a predicted model, not a curated record. Gene Ontology annotation, molecular function: DNA binding; protein dimerization activity.
AUACGAUUUAUUGCUCUCACUUCGUCAAUCUAGAAAACAAAGAGGGUUUCCGUAUUUUUCAACGCUGGGAGCGUUCUCAUCUGAUUAUACUAUUGCCCAUUGCUAUCUCAUUCUCUCCUGCAUUUAUUUAUUUAUUUUUUGGGUUAGGUCCUCGACUCCUCGGGACUUGCUUUUCUCUCUCUCAUCAGUCUCUCUGUAAGUGGGGUACGGGAGGUUUCCUCUUCCUCGUUUUCAACUGCACCGUCAAGAGAAUGGAUUCAAGUGGAGCAUCUAGCAAUGUUCAUGAUCAUGGGACUCCGGUGGACGAACAAAAGAAGAGAUUCAGAUGCAACUACUGUGCAAAAGUGGUUAGUGGUUCCACUCGUCUUAAGCAACACUUAGCUGGUGUACGUGGGGAUGUAGUACCAUGUGAACAAGUUCCUGAAGAUGUGAAGGUCCAGAUGAGAAGCUGUUUCCUUGACACAAAGAAAGGAGUCCUGACUAGGGAAGUUGGGCAGCUUUACCACCCAGAUCUUCCGUUGAAGAGGAAUUGGUGUUCCAACUCUGCCAAUCCAAAUCAUAGUCAACCUGGAUCCAAGGGGAAGGGAAAGCGUGUGAUACUGAACUCUGCACUGGAUGAGUGUGUGGAAAGAAAAGUUCCCAACAAAAUUUUCCACUCAUCCACAGGCAUUAAGAGCGAUGAAGGGGAGGAGGACUCUUUGAGGCAUGCUCAAAGGUGCAUUGGAAGAUUUUUCUAUGAUGCUGGUCUUGAUUUCAAUGCUGUCAAGUCCCCUAGCUUCUGGAAAAUGAUAGAUGCUAUUAUAGGCUGUGGACUAAUGGAGUAUAAGAUUCCCAGUUGCCAGGAACUUAAAGGGUGGAUCCUUGAGGAAGAAGUGAAAGAAAUACACCAGUAUGUGAGGGAGGUCAGACAUUCCUGGGGAAUGACAGGGUGCAGCAUCUUGUUGGAUGGAUGGACAGAUGGGAACGGUCAGAACCUGAUUAAUUUUCUAGUGGAUUGUCCACAGGGCCCAAUAUUUCUAAGAUCUGUCAAAAUUAUGGGUUCUUUUGAUGAUGCUGAUGCCUUGCUGUCAGUGCUUGACGAAAUUAUUGAGGAAGUUGGAGCUGAAAAUGUGGUUCAAGUCAUUGCACAUACCACAUCAGGUUGUAUGGAGACUCUGGGUAAACAAUUUAUGGAAAAACACAGGACAAUAUUUUGGAGUGUCUGUGCAUCCCACUGCAUAGACCUCAUGUUAGAAAAGAUUGGGAUGAUGGAUUCUAUCAAAAGAGUUUUAGAUAGAGCCAAGGCCAUUACAAAGUUCAUUUAUGGCCACUCAACAGUUUUUGAGCUUAUGAAGAAACAUACUAGUGGGGAGGACCUACUUAAACCCUCCAGGUAUAAGUCUGCAAUGCAAUUUUUGACUUUGGAAAAUAUUGUAUCUAAAAGGGAGAACUUGAGGAACAUGUUUGCCUCAUCUGCUUGGAAUACCUCGGUUUGGGCUUCAAGUACAGAAGGAAAGUGCGUGGCUGAUUUGGUAGGGGAGCCCUCAUUUUGGAGUGGUGCCCAAAUGGUCCUGAAAGCAGCUAUUCCUCUUGUGCGAGUACUCUGUCUGAUUAAUGGAAGAGAUCAUAGGCCUCAGAUGGGUUACAUAUAUGAAACCAUGGAUCAGAUGAAGGAGACAAUAAAAACGGAGUUUAAAGACAAGAAAACCAAAUACCUGCCUUUUUGGGGACUUAUUGAUGAUAUUUGGGACAACUUUCUGCAUAGCCCCCUCCAUUCAGCAGGUUACUUCUUGAAUCCAAGUUUAUUCUAUUCGAGUGAUUUCUUAGCUGAUGCGGAGGUAGCCAGUGGCCUUUUGUGUUGCAUAGUCCGUAUGGUAAAGGAUCGACAGGUUCAGGAUUUAAUAUCUCUACAGCUUGAUGAGUAUCGAGCAGCCAACGGAUCUUUCGGUCAUGGGAGCGCUAUUGAUCAAAGAACAAGGAUGCCUCCAGCUCAGUGGUGGGCCUCCUAUGGGGGCCAUUGCCCUGAUUUGCAACGAUUUGCCAUCCGGAUUCUUAGUCAGACAUGUUGUGGUGCAUCACGAUAUGCACUACAGAGGAAUUUAUCAGAGCAGCUGCAUGCAAAUGGAAGAAAUUGUAUAGAACACAAGCGACUGAAUGACCUCACUUUUGUUCAUUAUAAUCUCCGGUUGCAACAUUUUUCAUUGGACAUGAUUGGAAAUGGUAGUAACAUUGUUCAAGAAGAGAUUGAUGCAAUUAAUGAUUGGGUUGUAGAUGAGGUGCAAGAUGUAAUGGCCCAAAGUGAAGAUUCAUGUGCGGUGGACUUGGAUUGUGGUAUGGGCAUUGCCCAAAGGGUGAUUAGUGAAGAAGGGCCUUCCGAUUUGCAACCCAAGAAAGAGCCAAGAUAAGGCAGUAUUGACUUUGGCUUGAAGGAAAAGCCGGUGAUAGUAGUAACUGGAGAUGUGGGAAGGAUUGACAGCUUACUUUCGGAAAAAAGAGUGAGGUGGGUGGCAAUUUAAGGAACAAGACAUGGGAUCUUCAAAUGUGUCACCCUCAAAAGGAAAUUGAAUCUUAAGUUUUUUGGCAUCCACCAUAUGACGUUCCCAAGAGCUUGAUCAUGUUUAGUGUCAAAAGUAUGAUGAUGAUUCUGCACUGAAUCCAUGUUCCUUCAUCCACCAUGUUCUGAGUUUGGAACUGUUAUUGCCAAUGCCAUCAUGUGUAUCUGUAGCAUGACAAAAGAAGAUGUGGACCUAGUGAGAUGUUUGGCAAUGGAACCUGAUGGAAGUGGCAUAACUUCUUCAUUGUGUUUGAGCUUCAACUGGAUGACCAUGGUGAGGGUAUGUGUACAGGUGACAUGAUACGGGUGCUUUUCAAGGCAAGUUGAUGAUUGUGGGCACCUCAAUUGUACUUUAAUGAUUCCAAUGGCCUGAUUCUUCAAUGAGAUGUUAUGUGAGUUAUUGCCAUGUAAAUCUGCUAUUACUGAGCAUCGACAUUAGUUUCUCAUCUGUCUACUUUGGGACUGAUGCCA